Molecule: messenger RNA, 5978 nt
Organism: Equus caballus (horse)
Lineage: Eukaryota; Metazoa; Chordata; Mammalia; Perissodactyla; Equidae
Gene: EEF2K
Product: eukaryotic elongation factor 2 kinase
Biological process (GO): myosin II filament disassembly; protein phosphorylation; response to differentiation-inducing factor 1
Molecular function (GO): calcium ion binding; elongation factor-2 kinase activity; ATP binding
Source: RefSeq, a predicted model, not a curated record
CAGCUCGGCGGUCGGUCGACUGCGCUCGCGCCCCUGGCACGCGCCCCCCGCGCCCCGGGAACGCUCCAUCCGCUCCGUGCGGCCCCCGCUGCCUCCCCGGCACUCUCGGGGGACCUGCCCGCCCUGCACCCUGGAGCACCGGGCUGCGAGCCUCUGCCAACUCCUCUGGAUCCUCGCGGCCGUGAGCAGCGGCUGCGGCUCCUGUCCGUCCGAGGGAGGACCCUCGCUGCUGCAUUUGCGCGGUGACUCUGGCUGUACCGUCCACCCUGUGGGUAAGACGGGCGCCGCAGGAACAUGGCAGACGAAGACCUCAUCUUCCGCCUCGAAGGCGUUGAUGGCGGCCAGACCUCCAGGGCUGGCCCCGACGGUGAUUCUGACGCAGACAGCGACGAUGACGAAGGUUACUUUAUCUGCCCCAUCACCGAUGACCCCAGGUCACACCAGAAUGUCAAUUCCAAGGUUAAUAACUACUACAGCAACCUAAUGAAGAGUGAGCAGUACAGCUCCAGCGGGUCACCCGCGAGCUCCUUCCAUUUUAAGGAAGCCUGGAAGCACGCAAUCGAGAAGGCCAAGCACAUGCCUGACCCCUGGGCUGAGUUCCACCUGGAGGACAUUGCCACGGAAUGUGCCACGCGUCACAGGUCAGCAGCUUGUCUAGGGGUACUCUAUCGCCCCAGGCCUCAAUGUGCCACGCGUCACAGGUACAACGCUGUUACUGGGGAGUGGCUGGAAGAUGAAGUUCUGAUCAAGAUGGCGUCUCAGCCCUUUGGCCGUGGAGCGAUGAGGGAGUGCUUCAGGACGAAGAAGCUCUCCAACUUCCUGCACACCCAGCAGUGGAAGGGUGCCUCCAACUACGUGGCAAAGCGCUACAUUGAGUCGGUGGACAGGGACGUGUACUUUGAGGAUGUGUGUCUACAGAUGGAGGCCAAGCUCUGGGGAGAGGAGUAUAAUCGGCACAAGCCCCCCAAGCAGGUGGACAUCAUGCAGAUGUGCGUCGUGGAGCUGAAGGAGAGGCCGGGCAAGACGCUCUUCCACCUGGAGCACUAUAUCGAGGGCAAGUACAUCAAGUACAACUCCAACUCGGGCUUUGUCCGCGACGACAACGUGCGCCUGACACCACAGGCCUUCAGCCACUUCACGUUUGAGCGUUCUGGCCAUCAGCUGAUUGUGGUGGACAUCCAGGGUGUGGGCGACCUCUACACUGACCCACAGAUCCACACCGAGAAGGGCACUGACUUUGGAGAUGGCAACCUAGGUGUCCGGGGGAUGGCUCUCUUCUUCCACUCUCAUGCCUGCAACCGGAUUUGCAAGAGCAUGGGCCUCACGCCCUUCGACCUCUCGCCGAGAGAGAAGGAUGCAGUGAAUCAGAACACCAAGCUGCUGCAAUCUGCCAAGACCAUCUUGAGGGGAACAGAGGAAAAGUGUGGAAGCCCCCGAGUAAGGACCCUGUCUGGGAGCCGGCCUCCACUGCUCCUUCGCCUUUCAGAGAACUCCGGAGACGAGAACAUGAGCGACGUGACCUUCGACUCUCUCCCUUCCUCCCCAUCUUCGGCCACGCCACACAGCCAGAAACUGGACCACCUCCAUUGGCCUGUGUUCAGUGACCUCGAUAACAUGACACCCCGAGACCACGACCAUCUGGACAACCACCGGGACUCUGAGAACAGUGGGGACAGCGGAUACCCCAGUGAGAAGCGGGGUGAGCUGGAUGACCCAGAGCCCCAAGAACACGGCCACUCAAACGGCACCCGGAGGUAUGAGUCGGAUGAAGACAGCCUGGGCAGCUGCGGACGGGUCUGUGUGGAGAAGUGGAAUCUCCUCAACUCCUCCCGCCUCCACCUGCCGAGGCCUUCAACUGUGGCCCUGGAGAUGCAAAGGCUUAAUGCUCUGGACCUUGAAAAGAAAAUCGGGAAGUCCAUUUUGGGGAAGGUCCAUCUGGCCAUGGUACGCUACCAUGAGGGUGGGCGCUUCUGUGAGAAGGAUGAGGAGUGGGACCGCGAGUCGGCCGUCUUCCAUCUGGAACAUGCAGCCGACCUGGGUGAGCUGGAGGCCAUCGUGGGCCUGGGACUCAUGUACUCACAGCUGCCCCACCACAUCCUGGCUGACGUCUCUUUGAAGGAGACGGAAGAGAAUAAAACCAAAGGAUUCAAUUAUCUACUGAAGGCAGCUGAAGCUGGUGACAGACAGUCCAUGAUCCUGGUGGCACGGGCUUUUGACACUGGCCAGAACCUUAGCCCAGACAGGUCCCAAAACUGGCCGGAGGCCCUGCACUGGUACAACACUGCCCUGGAGACGACAGAUUGUGAUGAGGGCGGUGAGUAUGAUGGGAUGCAAGACGAACCCCGGUACACGCUGCUGGCCAGGGAGGCUGAGAUGCUGUUCACAGGUGGCUGCGGGCUAGAGAAGGACCCGCAGAGAUCAGGCGACUUGUACACCCGGGCAGCCGAGGCAGCGAUGGCAGCCAUGAAGGGCCGGCUGGCCAACCAGUACUAUCAGAAGGCGGAGGAGGCCUGGGCCCAGAUGGAGGAAUAACUUGCUGGGAAAAGCCCUGCUGGCCAGUCCCAAGCAAAAGGGCUAGGAGGGAGGAGAAAAAAGACUUAUUUACUUAUUUAGGGUUUUUUGGAGGGGAGGAAGGGCAAGUAUUUUUAGUGUAUUGUAAAUCAAUUUUUGUAUUUCCUUUUUUUCCACUCUUUAAAAUAUCUUUGCUACCAGCAGAGACUCUACUGCUGUCCCCUAGGGCAGCAUUUUGGGGAAGUGGGGAUUGAAAAUGCAGCCUAAUUAACCAACCUAUCGUUCUGAGGUUCUUGUUUUGUGUUAUCAUGAGAUGUAAGAAAGUGCUUUUCUGCUCUGGAUGGAAAACCUUAGGGCCUUGCCCACUGGCCUUUCCAGGCUGGACUGAAAUCUUAGGCCCAUAGGGCCUGUGUUUCCUGAGCCAGGGCUGGGAAGGUAGAGCCGCACAUUAGCUUUCCAUGGGUGUAGUGCGAUGACUUAGUGCACAGGCUGCUUUCUCAGAGCGUUUGGAAGUGUGCAUGGCGCUAUUCUGUGGAUGUGAGAUUGUGUAGUACCCAGGCCCCCUUCUGCCCUAGGGGAGGGCCCGCACGCUGACUGUUUGCUCAUCUUUUAAAUUUCCUUCCUGAAAUGGAGCUGAUUUUCUGGAAUACAGCCGAAUUCUGUUUUUGAGCCUGCUUUCUACAGUGGGCUUCACAAAACAGGUUUGAUUUUCGUAUGCACACAUUUACUACCUCUAAGUCCUCCAUCAGCUAGUGUGGAAGUGGGUGCACCUCACAACUUGUCCGUGUAACAGGACAGGGGCUUGAUACGUUGGAGCCUUUCCUCCAAGCAGACGUGUACUCUGCACCUCAGUGGCAGCAUCCACAAUGUGACUGAAGUACCCCUUGCACACAGUAUUCCUCCGUGUUUUCUUAGCAUCUGAUGUUUUCGUGUAGAAUCUGUUCCACAGGGCACCCCCCUCCGCUCCCCCCUUGGUAUUUUCUGCUUGAAGCUAGGCUGAUUUUCUUGUAAUUUGCAGCAGGAUGUUUUCAGCAGCAGUCCCUUGGGAUAUGUCGAAGCUGUCUGAGAAUGAGAGGGCAAGAACUAUAAACACUCAUUAAUUCCAGUAGUUUCCCUAGGGCCAGGCUAUGGCUAUCUGUAUUUAAUGAGCUUUCCCUUUAAAAGGAAUUCAGAUUUAAUAUCAGUGUGACUUCAGUUGGUGUUUCAAAUAGCAGAGAAAACAGACUGCUUUGAUCAACCGCAAGUGCUAAUGCAGCCUCUCUUUCUUUGUUUAAAAAUCAAAACAUGAAAAAGCAGAGUGUAACAUACAAACCACUCUUAUGUGUUCAUUAAAACAGAUCCUUCAACACGCUAGUGUUAGGUGCUGUGGAGUCAUAAACCUGUGCCAGCAUUAGGUUCCAAAGUUCAGAGUGUGCCCUAAAGGAAAAAUCAAGCACAGUCAAAAGUACCCUUUAAAAAUCCUUUAGACUGCCUAUAAAUGACAGUAUCCCUCAUUUUUGUAUAGGGACUCUAAAGGAAACAGCCAGUUUCCUUUAGAAGUUGGAACUGAUCGCUCUUUUUACAUUGGCACCAGAUCAGGUGGUUGGCUUGUGUUUUUUGUGGGUAUGUUAGAUGUCAGUUGGGAGCAACUUGAUUGUGACUUAUCUAUCCAAAGGAAUCAGCCUCAAAUAAUUCAUGCUUUUUUUGUUAUUGUUAAUUCAGCCAGCCUCCUCUCUCUCUGAGACUUUAUUGUACAAAUAAUUUAGGUUCCCUUACCACCUGUCUCAUUUCUUAGUUAUACAUCAAUGCUUAUCUCUAACACAGGGAUGGCAACUCUUUUGUAAAGAGCCAGAUAGUAAGUAUUUCAAACUUUGCGAGCCGUAUGUUCUCUGUUGCAGCUGUUCCGCCCUGCUGUUGUACUGCAGAAGCAUCGUGAACAAUACCUAAAGACUGAGUGUGGCUGGUGUUCCAGUAAAACUUUACUUACCUAAACAGCCUGCCUGGGCUGGAGUUGCUGAGUCCUGCUCUCAUCCUUGACUGAAAGCUACUGUAUUAAGCCCUGAGGGCAAGAGCUAUGUCAGUUUUUCGGCCUCCAGGGCUCAAAUACACAGUGCCUUGGCACAGAGUAGGCGCUCAAUAAAUGCGUGAACAAAUGGGGGGCCAGCCCUAGUCACUGCACUCACUCUUUGUGGCUCUGGUUCCUCCAACCAGUUAAUGAUUGGCUUGAACCAUUACCCCUGCAAUUCCGUGCCCCACCCCCCCACCCACCCACAUAGCCUUAAUGUCAGCAGGUGGUCCCCUUCUCCUCCAGGGGGCUGGGAUGGCCUGGAUAUAUAGCUAAGCAAAUGCUGCUUUAAGGACCAUUGAGAGUAAAAUGAUGUACAAGAUGUUGAGAUCCUUCUGAACCAGCCAGAGAACUUAUCCCAUGUUCAAAACCUAGUUUUAUGCCUUCUAAAGCUGGUUAGGGCAUCUUCUUUUUCCACAAAUACUGGGUACGCAAAACAACAACAAAAAAGCCCCGGGACAUUGCAGCCUAACUGGGAAGCCCUCAGAGACUGUCUUCAAGUGCGAGAAGCAGGUGAAGGUCCUGGAACUUAGGCGAGUCGGGGUAUAAUCUGAUACUUUCAAUGACAGGUGGAGAAAUUGAGGUUCUGAACGGUAGACUCUUUCACAAUGACACUGCCAGUUAGUGGCUAAACUGGAGCUCGGGUUUGAGAGGUGCUGUUAUUUACAGAUCCUGGGAAUAAAAUUUAAAGUUAAACUAGAGUUUAAUGUUUUCAGUUUUGCUAUAGGUUAAAACAAAAACGGGCUUUAUGCAUGGAAAAAGAAAAAAUAGUCCCAAACCCCAGUGCUUCGGACCAUCCUUGUUCCUUACCUGAGGCAUUGUGGGAAUUUAUCAUCAGAUGCAACCUCGAUGAACUAAGCCAUGUAAACUACCCUUGUAGCUAUUUUAGUGACUUCUUUCCUUUCAUCCCAGCGCAUCUGUCUGCAGUACUAGACACAUUUUACAAAUCAACAAAUGUUUACACAAAUAUAUGCAGCUUGUGUGGGAGAAAGGAGACAAAAUAUGCAUCUACUCUGCAUGGAUUUGUGUCUGUGACUCGUGUUUCUAAGUCUCUGAGGUAACCAUUUAGCCUAGACAAGGUGGAAUAGGGUGGAACCCAGAGAAGUGGCUUGUGUUACAGAUUUAUUUUUACAUAUGUAUUAAGUUCCAUUUUGUCUUCCCAAAUAAAGUGGUUUCUUUCUUUCUGGUCACAAAGUCAAAUGUCUCCUGGUAACAAAUGAGUGAGGUAGUUGGCUGGCGCCGGAGGUAAAUUGGAGGGCUCAGGCCACAUCUGAAAGAGGCAGCCAAGAUUCAGCUCCGAAUGAUUGUCUCCAUGGGGGGUGGGCCCCAUGUUGCCCUGUUUUCUGAUUUUUCAAGAGCUGCUGAAAGUUGGAUUGUUUAAUGCAAGGUCUCCUGAUUUUUAACAUUUCUAAUAAAUUGUGAU